This is a messenger RNA of Elgaria multicarinata webbii, 2358 nucleotides long. Its product is annotated as mesothelin-like. The coding region runs from base 1 to 2358 and encodes 785 amino acids. The transcript has 19 exons. Lineage: Eukaryota; Metazoa; Chordata; Lepidosauria; Squamata; Anguidae. Gene Ontology annotation, biological process: cell-matrix adhesion. The record is from RefSeq and is a predicted model, not a curated record. Gene Ontology annotation, cellular component: cell surface.
AUGGCUACUCACUGGGAAAGGUUGGGCAGUGGCCACCACUACCAGUUUAAAGGCGACAUUUCCAGUGAGCACUUUAACUCUGUUGCUGGCUUGCUGGUUACUGAGUGUGAAAAACUCUCCCCAGGAAUCCUGAACUCCCAAGAAGCAGUUGUGCUCUCAGUGCACUGGAUUGAGACCUGCAUCAGCAACAGUGAUGUUGGUUCUUCUCUGCCUUCCUUGAGCAAUGUUCUGGGCUGGAAUGCUGAUCAAGCAGAGGCUUUUCUGAGCAAAUUAUUCAGUUCUGGAUACCAGAUUCUGGAUGGCCAGAGCCUUACAACACUUGGGAGCUUGGUGAUUGGAUUGAACAGCAGCAGCCUGGAGGCUGUGCCUGCCAAAGCGGUCUUGGAUGCUGUUAAAGUCCCAAGCUUUGCUGAGAAACUAGAGGCUGCGUCACCCACUCUGAAAACUAUAUUCGUGGAAAAGCUAGUUGCUGCUGUAGAUGGAGCCAAUGACUUGGUGAAGCAUGUCCCUAAUGGUCUGGUUCCCUAUAUACCAAAAUCGUUGUUGAACUUUGGUGACACAUUUGACAUUCAAAACCUCAGUGACAAACCAUGGAGCUCGGAACAGGCUGCCAUGUUUUUUGAUGAUGUAAUCAAGAGGGUCUCCGAUUUCAACAGUCUGUCCCCUCAAAUCUUACAUGGCUUCACCUGUGCGGUCGUUGCUAAUAUGGACGAUGAGAGAUUCCAACAGCUCACCAAGGCUCUGAAGCAGAAGAACGUCCAACUGAGAGAAGAUCAGCUAAGCUGCCUAGUCAAAUGGAUCAUGCUUUGUGGAAUGCCCAAGGAUUUCAAUACCUACCCAAAGGAAGUGUUCCUUUUUAUAAGUCUGGCAGAUUAUGCAGCAAGUGGAAACUGCAAAGAGUAUAUCACUCGUGUUGGGGAAGCCGACAUUGAUAUAUUAAAGAAAGGUUCCUCACAAAGAACGCAGCUGCUGUCGGAGGGUUUAGCUUGUCUAAAUAUCCAUGGCAUCCAGGUGAGCAAAGAAGAUGCAGAACUUCUAGGCCACUUGGUUUGUGAUCUUGGUGUGGAAUACAUCACAGCAUCUGGUAAAAACUUGCUGAAACAGUUAAAUCAGUGCCAGUCCUUCACUCCUGAUCAGAUCAAAGCAAUUCAAGCUGUCCUCAACAGUGGGAACACCCCCUUCGGGCCUCCUUCAAAGUGGUCAUUAUCUACUCUGGAGAAACUGAGUGGUUUGUUCCAUAUAUUUAAUGACAGCAUUCUGCAAAAUAUCCCUAAAAGCGUUUUAAUCCCAUGGCUGAAACACUUCAUACAGAGUUCCCAUCCGCCAAGAGAACAGCUGGCGUCUGUUGUGAAAUGCCUCCAACCGUCCAGGGAGAAACGAAGCUCAGCAGAAUGCCCACCCGAUAAAGCCAUAACGGAGGAGAUGCUAAAGGAUGCCCUGCUGCCGAUUUAUUAUGAUGCUAAGCUGUUACAGAUGUGCUUGAAGGAUGACCUCGUGAGGAAUAAUCUUCACGAAUUUUCGUACCAUGCUUUCACUUCCAAUCAGCUGCAUGUGAUCAAGAAAAAACUGGACAAGAUGUUUCCCAGUGGAUAUCCGAAUUCAAUUCUCCGCCACCUUGGGGUCUUCCUGGGUUUAAUGGGUCCUGAGGACAUUAAAAAGUGGAAUAUCACCUCGGCAGCCACACUGGCUAGUUUGUUGGACAUUCUGCCUAACAAGCGCCUGGCCACCCUAAUUAUUCAGCAAUAUACUAAUUCUGGACAGCCAUUUGAUAGCCAUGCUCUCAAUGCCAUUCAGUCAAGAUACAUAUGCCUCCUGAAUGAGAGUCAGCUCAACAUGAUUCAUGAAAACGCCAUCAAGAUGGCCAUCAAGCUCAACCCAUCCAGAUGUCCCCAAACCACCAAGGAUAUCCUGUAUCCCAAAGCCAAGUGGGCUUUCUCUGACCGACAAAAUGAUUUCCCUGAUUAUUACAACCUGAUCAAGCCAUACCUGGGAGCAGCUCCAGGUGAGGAUCUCAGUGCGCUCAGCAAACAUGGGGUCAACAUGGACAUGAAGACUUUCUUGAGCUUGCGAAGAGACGCUGUGAUGGAACUAACAGCCAACGAUGUAAGAGGCUUGCUUGGAAUAAAUCUGCCAGACCUGACAACUCAGCUGUCCAAUCCUGUAAUAAGAGACUGGAUCCUCCAACAGAAGCAGUCUGAUCUGAACAGUCUGGGCCUUGGACUCAAUGGUGGUCUUCCAGAUGGAUACGUUGUUCUUACUCGUGGAUCUAAUCGGUCAUCAGCUGCACCGUUUGCCACCUUUCUUCAUGUCUUCUCCACAUUUCUUCUGACUGUGCUGCUGACUUCCUACAUUUCAUGA